UCCACGUGCCAGUGUUUGUGUACGUGCUGCCGUUGCUGGGCUGGACCGGGUCCCGGCUGCUGUGGAUUAGGCUGCUCGGGCGCAGCUGCCAAGGGCCGGCCCGCAAGUCCCAGCGGUCUUUAAAUUCUCCGGUGCUGGGGCGGGACCGCGCACUCUUACCUGCCGAGGUGCGGCGAGUGUCCCACUGCUCUGCACUCCCGAGGACUUGUGUCAUCUGCCGUAGGCGGAAAAUGCUGUUGCUCGAUUGCAACCCCGAGGUGGAUGGUCUUAAGCAUUUGCUAGAGAAAGGUGCCUCGGUCAACGCACCCCCGGAUCCCUGCAAGCAGUCGCCUGUCCACUUGGCCGCAGGAGGCGGCCUUGCUUGCUUUCUCCUCUGGCAGCUGCAAACGGGCGCUGACCUCAACCAGCAGGAUGUUUUAGGAGAAGCUCCACUACACAAGGCAGCAAAGGUUGGAAGCCUGGAGUGCCUUAGCCUGCUUGUGGCCAGUGAUGCCCAAAUUGAUUUAUGUAAUAAGAAUGGGCAAACAGCUGAAGAUCUCGCUUGGUCGUGUGGAUUUCCAGAAUGUGCCAAGUUUCUUACAACAAUUAAAUGUACGCAGACAAGAAAAUCAAGUGAACACUCUGAUAGGGAUGACUGUGUUCCUGUGCUCAGACAGAAACGAGGUUUUGGAAGUGUAGAAAAUAUCAGUGGGAAAAGGAAGCGUCGAUGUCACGUGGGUUAUGAAGAAGUCUGAAGAAACGCCUUCAUUUCAUGCAGAUGUGUAAGCUCCAGCUUUUGGCUUACCAUAUGUGUCUAAACUUCUUCUGAGAAGGAGGAAAUCCUUUCUUCCAAGUGAAGAUCCAUUUAAGAACACAUGUAUUUACAUGCCUAUAAUAUGCUGGUUGUGUAUGCUUUGUCUUUUAAGUUAUUAAAGGGAUGUCUGAAAAAUACAUUCUCCGUGCAGUAUUUACAACCUUUGAAAAAGGUCAUAUUUUAAACCGUUAAACUAGAGCCAGGAUUUAAUGUGAAAUUAAACUGAUUCUUUAUUCACAAAUUUA
Saimiri boliviensis boliviensis (Bolivian squirrel monkey) is the source of this 1038-nucleotide messenger RNA. RefSeq names its product ankyrin repeat domain 37 (gene ANKRD37). The record is from RefSeq and is a predicted model, not a curated record. Gene Ontology annotation, cellular component: cytoplasm. Lineage: Eukaryota; Metazoa; Chordata; Mammalia; Primates; Cebidae. Gene Ontology annotation, molecular function: protein binding.